UUCCCCACUCUGCCACUCACCUUCCUCUCUCUUCUCAAGCAGUUCUUGUAGUGUGUAUGUCUGACUAAAGAAGUAAUGGGAGAAAGUGGGUUGAUUUCAAUGGUGAUACUGUUCAUUUUGGUUGUGUGGUGGGGAUGGAAGGUGUUGGGAUGGAUAUGGUGGAGACCCAAGAAGCUGGAGAGGUUUCUCAAGAAACAAGGUAUCAAACUCACUCCAUACAAUUUACUGGUGGGUGACCUGAAAGAGAACCAAAGGCUGUUUGAGGAAGCUAGAUCCAAGCCCAUGAACCUAUCCCAUGAUUUUGUUCCACGUGUCUACCCCUUUCAUCUUCAAACUAUACAGAAGUAUGGUAAGAAAUCUGGCUUUUGGUUUGGAACAAAUCCAAGAUUGUAUAUUACGGAUCCUGAUCUCAUAAGGGAUAUUUUGAGCAAUAAAUUUGGUCACUUUGAGAAGAUCAAAGGAAAUCCACUGUCAAGUUUAUUUGUGAGGGGACUUGUAACCUAUAAUGGUGAGAAAUGGGCCAAGCACAGAAGAAUUAUUAACCCUGCAUUUCAUAUGGAAAAAGUGAAGCGCAUGUUAUCAGCAUUUUAUACAAGCUCUAAUGAGAUGGUUAGCAAAUGGGAGAAAUUGGUUUCGUCAAAAGGGUCUCUCGAACUGGAUGUGUGGCCAGAACUCCAAAUUUUAACAGGGGAUGUCAUCUCUAGGGCAGCAUUUGGUAGCUCCUAUGAAGAAGGUGUACAGAUAUUCAAAUUGCAAGAUGAGCAAGCUAAGCUAUUCAUUCAAUCAUUUCAGACUCCUUUCAUCCCUGGUUUUAGUUUGCUACCUACGAAAAGGAACAAAAGAAUGAAAGAAAUUGACAGAAAAGUAAGAGCCCUUUUAAUGGGCAUCAUCAACAAAAGACAGAAGGCUAUGAAGGUUGGGGAAGCCAACAAUGACGACUUGUUAGGAUUGUUACUUGAAUCCAACUACAAGGAAAUUCAAGAAAUUAAGGACAAGAAUAAUGUUGGGAUGUCCAUCGAAGAGGUCAUCGAAGAGUGUAAAGUGUUCUACUUUGCAGGUCAGGAAACCACCUCUGCUCUGCUUGUUUGGACGAUGGUUAUAUUAAGUAUGCAUUCAGAAUGGCAAGUGCGAGCAAGGGAAGAGGUCUUACAAAUAUUUGGGAAGAAUAAACCAAAUUUUGAUGGACUCAGCCACCUCAAAAUUGUUAACAUGAUUCUGUAUGAGGUUCUUAGAUUAUAUCCUCCACUACAACAGCUUAAUCGGUGUACAUACAAGAAUAUAAAGCUAGGAGAAUUAUCUCUGCCCCCUGGAAUACAGCUAAUGUUACCUAUAGUCCUUGUUCACCGUGAUCGUGAAGUAUGGGGUGAUGAUGCAGGAGAAUUUAAACCUGAGAGAUUUGCAGAAGGGAUCUCAAAAGCCACAAAGAACCAAUCCUCAUUUUUUCCAUUUGGUUGGGGCCCUCGAAUAUGCAUUGGCCAGCACUUCGCAAUAACAGAAGCAAAAAUGGCCUUAGCAAUGAUUCUACAAAGAUUUGCAUUUGAACUUUCUCCAUGCUAUGCCCAUGCUCCUACCACUGCAAUAACUCUUUAUCCACAAUAUGGUGCUCCAAUAAUAUUACAUAAUCUGUAGAAUCAUCUUCAUCACUACCAUCAUUUCUUGAAACUUAUAUCUUAAAUAAUAUUUACAGUUUAAUAUGUUUUAUAACAAGUGUACCAUGCUUAUAUGUGUUUGAAACCUCUACUGUCAGAAACAUAAGGAAGAAUAUAGUUUAACUAGUUACUAGUUUGUUAGUAAAAAGCAAUACAGCUUUAAGAAAAAUAAAACCAUUGUGUUAUAGUGUGAA
Molecule: messenger RNA, 1843 nt
Organism: Macadamia integrifolia
Lineage: Eukaryota; Viridiplantae; Streptophyta; Magnoliopsida; Proteales; Proteaceae
Product: cytochrome P450 CYP72A219-like
Exons: 5
Coding region: 76-1629 (517 amino acids)
Molecular function (GO): oxidoreductase activity, acting on paired donors, with incorporation or reduction of molecular oxygen; iron ion binding; heme binding
Source: RefSeq, a predicted model, not a curated record